This is a messenger RNA of Phaeodactylum tricornutum CCAP 1055/1, 1580 nucleotides long. RefSeq lists its product with no specific name. Gene Ontology annotation, biological process: proteolysis. The annotation marks the transcript as partial. The record is from RefSeq and is a predicted model, not a curated record. Gene Ontology annotation, molecular function: aminopeptidase activity; zinc ion binding. NCBI's taxonomy places the organism in Eukaryota, Bacillariophyta, Bacillariophyceae, Surirellales, Neidiaceae. The transcript has 2 exons.
GCUGCCCUACCAACACCUUGGUUCUGACGACAACUACAUAAAACUGGUUCCUCACAGUCAGCAUGACCGCCACCACCGUAGCUUCGUCGUCUCAGUAUUUGGCAUUGGCCGAAAAGGCUCGGGCUUUCCUUUCGGCAUCGACUGAUCCGUUUCACGCCGUCGCCAACGCAGUGGCCAAACUUGAAUCCGCCGGGUUUCAAAAGGUUCGUUACGGCAGGAACGCGCUCGCCUCGAACACCGACAACAGACCGAAAUUUGCUCCUGGUGGAAAGUACUACUAUACCGUACACCAUUCAACGCUUGUAGCCUUCACCAUUGGACAGCAGUAUACUCAAGGUACCGGUGCUAGACAAGCUCAUCCCGCCUUUCACGUGAUCGGGGGACACACUGACUCGCCCAACCUCAAAGUUAAACCACGAUCGCAAAAACCGUCUAAAGGUACCACGUCCGUCGUCCAGCUUGGUGUCGAAUGCUACGGCGGUGGUUUGUGGCAUACCUGGUUUGACCGAGAUCUGAGUAUUUCGGGAAAGGUCUUGGUGCGAGAAACGGCUACCGCAGCAUCCAACGGAGCAGGACAAGGAUCCGUUGUUCAACCGACAUUAGUCAAGUUGGAGGAUCCGAUAGCACGAGUCUCAACCCUCUGUAUACACUUACAAUCCGCCGAAGAACGUCGAGCUUUUGCGGUCAACAAGGAAGAGCAUACAUCGCCCACUAUUGCGAGCACCGUCCAAAACAUGAUGGAACCAAACGAGCAACUGGAACAAGGUGCUGCCGUUCAACUCAACGGUUCUACAGGGACUGAUUCUUGGCAAAAAGGACAAGAACCGUUGUUGCUACAACGUAUUGCCAAGGAGCUCAACAUUGAAGUCAGUCAGAUUGCGGAUUGGGAACUUAGCCUCUACGAUACUCAACCUGCCGCAAUCGGGGGUAUGCACGGAGAAUUUCUCUACAGUGCGCGACUGGACAAUCUUGCUACCGUCUUUUGCGCAGUGGAAGCAUUGACUUCUCAUAGUCUGGACUUGUCGACCAGCCAAGAUGUAGACAUGAUUGUGUGCUUUGAUCAUGAAGAAGUCGGGAGCGUUUCAUCGCAUGGUGCCGGUUCUCCGGUCAUGUUGGAAGCUAUGGACCGCGUUCGUGAUGGUCUUGGCAUAUCACCAGACCCUGCUCUCCAUGCUACAUCCAUUGCCAGCUCGUUCUGUCUUUCUAUUGACCAGGCACACGCAAUUCAUCCCAAUUAUGCAUCGAAACACGAAGCCCAACACGCGCCUGUGUUGAAUGGGGGGGUGGUCAUCAAGACCAAUUCCAACCAGCGAUACGCUACCAACGGUACCACCUCCUUUUUAUUACGGGAAUUGGCAAAAUCUUGCGACGUGCCCAUUCAAGAAUUUGCCGUGCGGAACGAUUGUCCAUGUGGCAGCACAAUUGGACCAACCAUUUCAGCGCUGACUGGAUUGCGCGUGGUGGACGCCGGGAUGCCUCAGCUUUCCAUGCACAGUUGUCGCGAAAUGAUGGGUACGAAGGAUUUGACGCAUGGAGUAAAUCUGUUUCGGGCAUUUUUCGGUAACUUUCGCAAAAUCGAU